AUGAGUCAUGAGGAUCACGCUUUGAGUCAUGAGGUUGAGUUGGUGCUAGAAGCCGUGGCUUGCCGGAUCGAGAGCCCUGCCCAUCAGGAAUGCUGUCAGAUCAGCCGCGUGCCGGUGUCCAUCUACCCUCUGGUGAUUGCCGAUGACAAGCGGGACUUCGACACUGACAUGGCAGAAGCCUGGGUGUUUACUGCCCGAGUGGCAGUGACGACAGUGGCCGGUUGGAUUUCGCACAGCGGAGGCCAGCUGUUUGUGGCUUUCGUCUGGCCUGGUCUGCGGGACAAGAACUUCGGCAAAUGGUGUGUAUCUGGCAAGGGCUGCGCCCAGUCGGAUGCCGUGCAUCCCUUGGACACGCAAUUGCACAGCGACGAUUGGCAUGUGGUGCCCGUCAGCGACUUCGACGCCAUCUUCGAGGCUCCUGGCGCGAAGCAGGUCUCGACAACGAAGCGCAAACCCCCUGCGCUUAUUAAGUUCGGCGCCUCCGACCCGGAGUAUUCGCCAGAGUGCAAGGACGAGUCGAUUCCCGGGACGCGCACGUUUUCACUGGCCAAGAUGAACGCCGAGGCCCAAAAUCUGGACGACGAGAAUCCGUGCAAGUAUGUUUAUGGCGUGCCUCCGACCAACUCCGACGGGGACAAUGCGGACGGCAUGACCAGUUGGAUGGAUGAUCUGGCCGGGAACGUCGGACCUGGUCAAGGAGGCGUGACCUACAAGUCGGUGAAAGAAUGCGACGACCGCGACGGCGAUCGGGCGAUGCAGAUGGCCAAGUGGAGCAAGAAUCACAACUAUGGCAGCAUGGGCCUCGGCUACGCGAAGGACUUGGUGGAUGCUUUUAUAAAUGGCAUGCCCGAAGUUGAGACUGCACCAGUGGGCAUCGGAUUCGAAUCUCAGCCUGGCGCGGUCGCGACCCUCGCAAGUACCAUCUGGUUCGGCACGACUCAGCUGCGCUUGGACAUGUCGCAGCAGGCGCACGAGUGGCGCUACGAGAAGGCUGGAGCUGGUGAUUGCGGUGCUCUUCAGCACGGCUUCGCCCGGACCUUCUGCGACCUGCACUGCAUCCGCGAAGCUGUGAGAAAGGGUGAUGAGGCCAUCCUAAGAGCGGUGGAAGAAGCCGUGGAAGUCAUCGGCAAGAAUACGCAGAUCCUCCUUGAGCACUACGUUGGGGGCGAGUCAGGAUCACUGGUCCAGGAGGGCACUGAGAUCCGCCGCGGCCUGGCAGCUCAGCUCGCAGAGCUCAUGGCCACGGCCCAGGAGGCCGCCCUGCAGCCACGCGCCUCCCAGGCCGCUGAGCGCGCCGUGCGGAGCUUCGCCGGGCGCUGGCGAAGCGUCGAAGGUGGCAAUGCUUCGGAGAGUUUGGCCUCGCUGCGCGCCAUGGCCAAGGAUACCUCGGAGCUCCACGCGACGGUAAUGCUGGUGAAAGGCCAGAGGUUUUCCAAAGUUGAGGAGGUGCAGCGGAACGCCCUGGAAACGGCGUCUCGAACGAACGACUUCCUCAAGGCGCAAGUUCAUGAGCUUGGCCUUUACCGCCACACUGCCAGACGGGGCAAGAUGGUGCAACGCUGGUUCAAGCAGCACUGGCAGAACAAGUUCUCAAUGCUCGAUGAGUUUCAGGACUUGAGUGUUGCCCAAGCUAUGCAGACCUUUGACACCUCUUGGUGGGAGAUCCGUCGGGAGCUGGAUGCGUAUCUUGAGGCGGCGACCGAGCAAGCACGCGUCAUGAGCUCUGCCGUGGAUGCCCUGAGAGGAUACACUGGGAAAUGCCAGACAAGCUUCGAGCAGCUCAAGAGCUCCUACGCUGCGUCGGUGCGGGCCGACAGGAAGGCCCACGCUGUGCUGAAGAAGACGUGGUCCGACGUGGUUUUCCAGGCAGGGCUGAUGGCAUCAAAGAUUACUGACGCCGGAUUGCUGGAUCGGCUUGCGUUGGCAGACAUCAAGGCAGCCAAGCAGCCCACCUUGGACAAGGCGCAGCUGCUCGGGUUCUGCAGCGGCAGCGAUGUUGCAGCCUUUAAGCUCAUGCAUGCCCACCUGGCUGAGGUGACUGGGCAGGGGCUCCUGGGGCAGACGCAGCAGCAGAUUGGGAUUCUUUUCCUGGAGAUGGCCAUGCUCCGGCACCGUUUCCGGACGGGAGGUCUCGGCGAGGCCCCCAAUGCGGAGGUGGCUGAGGAGGCGGAGGAGCGCUUGGCUGAUGCCCUGGAAGGCGCCCGGUCCGGCGCAAACCACUUGGCUGCAGACCUUGUGCACCAUUGGCGAAGCUACCUCUGUGAACGUUGA
Molecule: messenger RNA, 2271 nt
Organism: Symbiodinium sp. CCMP2592
Lineage: Eukaryota; Dinophyceae; Suessiales; Symbiodiniaceae
Source: the annotation of a GenBank genome assembly